AUGGGAUCGGUGAGUCCUGGGCACACCGGGCGGGGAUCGCAGCCUCCCGGGCGCACCGAGCGGGUAUCGCCGGCUCCCGGGCACACCGGGCACACCGAGCGGGGAUCGCCGCCUCCCGGGCACACCGAGCGGGGAUCGCAGCCCGCCGGUACUCCGGGCACACGUAGCGGGCUGACAGCGCGGCGUUCCCGGCAGGAAGCGGUGCAGCUGGCGCGGCAGAAGGAGCGGGAGCUGGAGGAGCGGGGCGAGCGCUGCAAUUCCUCGGUGCUGGAGCUGUGGGAGCGCUGCAAACCCUGCCUGAGGAGGAACUGCCUCCGCUUCUACUCGCGGACCUGCCGGAGGGGCGCCGGGGCCGUGGGGAGGCAGGUGAGGGGCACCGGACACCGGGACACCGGGAAAAGGGCGGAGUUUGGGCUGAUCCCGAUCCCAUCCCCAUUAACCGGGUCCUGGGACACUGGGAAAAGGGCGGGGUUGGGUUCGGGAUUGGGAUGGAAUGUCAUUGGGAUGGGAUCCAUGGAAUGGGAUUGGGAUGGGAUCCAUGGAAUGGGAUUGGGAUGGGACACCCCCCAGGGCUGCCCUGACCCCAUCCCUGUCCCAGACUGCGGGGACGCGGAUCCGUCGCAGCAGGAGUUGCGGGAGCAGCUGGAGGACGCGGUGCGCGUGGCCGAGCGCUUCACGCGCCGCUAYGACGCCCUCCUGCGCGAGUUCCAGGAGGAAAUGCUCAACACCUCGGGGCUGCUGGACCAGCUCAACCGCCAGUUCGGCUGGGUGUCCCGGCUCGCCAACUUCUCCCGGGAACCCGAYGGCUUCCUGCAGGUCACCACGGUGAGGCUGCGGGAUUGGGGCCGGGAUGGGAUUGGGAGCGGGGCUGGAGUGGGGCCAGGAUUGGAUUGA
This is a messenger RNA of Malurus melanocephalus (red-backed fairy wren), 894 nucleotides long. RefSeq names its product clusterin-like. NCBI's taxonomy places the organism in Eukaryota, Metazoa, Chordata, Aves, Passeriformes, Maluridae. Bases 1 to 894 code for a protein of 297 amino acids. The transcript has 2 exons. The record is from RefSeq and is a predicted model, not a curated record.